AUGCGCGAAAUUCUUCGUUCCUUGUUUUGCUUGCGUCGUGUACGAUAUGGAGUGGAAGAUGACCGACUUCAUAAUCAUUUAAAGUGCGAUGAAAAACGUCCUACAUGCAUCAAUUGUCUCAAUCACAAUGUGGAAUGCUCAUUCACUAGCGAUGUCCGGUCUAUAUCACCCUCGGAAUCUUCAAAAUCAAACCCCGAAGCACGGCCCUUGGUACAGAGAUUCAGACCCUACCAUUAUGCAACAGGGGAAAUGAAACAGACCUUCAGACUCUCCAAGUCAAAGGAGAGUCCAAAGGAAUCUAAAGCAUCUAAAGCGUCUCAACGCGAACUUUCUCACGAAGGCUGUAUCAAGAAUAUCUCGUUACCCGAUCUACAGCUCUUCCACCACUACACCAUUUCUACAUACCGCACCAUGCGAGUGGACGACGAAGAUGUACAUGAUCUAUGGCAAAAGCAUAUCCCCGAAUGGGGGAUCGAGUUCCCAUCUAUCUUGCACCUGAUCAUGGCUCUGUCCGCACUCCACCUGGGAUACCAGAAACCAGAACUACGUGGACAAUAUAUCGAACAAGCGGACAGCCAUUUCACCUUCGGCAUUCGCUCGGUCACGUCCGUCCUUGCCCAGCUGAAUGCCGACAAUUGCCAGCAGGUUUACAUGUCAGCUGUCCUGAUUUGUUUCAUCUAUUUCGGACGAGGCCCACGACCGGGCGAAUACCUCAUCUUCAGUGACCAUGGGCCUUCGGAAUGGCUUGUCCUCAUGAACGGAGUGAAGUCCAUUCUACAAUCGCACCAUGCGAAAAUAUUCAGUGGAAUCCUUGGGCCAAAGGGGAAUAAGCCUCCAGUGUAUAAGCUCACUCCUGCGCUGCGCAGUGAACUUCAUGAGAACGUCAUUCAUCUUCAAGCGGUACAGCGGUUCGUCGAAGAGGGAGAAAUGGACCUUCAUGAACGGGAGAUAUGCGUGUCUGCUAUUCAAAAUUUAUUUGAGAUGGUGAAGGAGCUGUACGAUAAAUUGUCUGUGGGAAUGCCGGGUGUGUUCUUGAUGGAUUUGGUGAUCGGUUGGCUUUAUCGUCGACCUGAGGAGUUUGUUCAUUUCAUAGAGCAGAAGCGGCCCAAGGCUCUGGUCGUGCUUGCAUAUUGGGCAGUUUUGUUGAAGUUUAUGGAGACGACGUGGUUCAUGGAAGGCUGGUCCGAACAUGUGUUGAUGGGAAUAUCGAGUUCCCUGCCUUUCGAUUAUCAUCUUUGGCUGGAAUGGCCUUUGCAAAAAUCCCGGCAGGUGCAAUCAGGCACGUCAUAG
Penicillium verhagenii is the source of this 1290-nucleotide messenger RNA. RefSeq names its product Zn(II)2Cys6 transcription factor domain-containing protein. Gene Ontology annotation, molecular function: zinc ion binding; DNA-binding transcription factor activity, RNA polymerase II-specific. Lineage: Eukaryota; Fungi; Ascomycota; Eurotiomycetes; Eurotiales; Aspergillaceae. Bases 1 to 1290 code for a protein of 429 amino acids. The transcript has a single exon. Gene Ontology annotation, biological process: regulation of transcription by RNA polymerase II. The record is from RefSeq and is a predicted model, not a curated record.